Messenger RNA from Balaenoptera musculus (blue whale), 2964 nucleotides. It is a transcript of the gene BCL11B, whose product is annotated as BAF chromatin remodeling complex subunit BCL11B. Gene Ontology annotation, molecular function: RNA polymerase II cis-regulatory region sequence-specific DNA binding; DNA-binding transcription factor activity. Gene Ontology annotation, cellular component: nucleus. NCBI's taxonomy places the organism in Eukaryota, Metazoa, Chordata, Mammalia, Artiodactyla, Balaenopteridae. The record is from RefSeq and is a predicted model, not a curated record. Gene Ontology annotation, biological process: positive regulation of transcription by RNA polymerase II. The transcript is spliced from 4 exons. Bases 137 to 2845 code for a protein of 902 amino acids.
CAGAGGAGGAGGCGCGGCGGCGGCGGCAGCGGCGGCAGCGGCGCGGCGCGGCGGCAGCGGCGGCGGCUCGGACCCCUCCCCCGGCUCCCCCCAUCGGUGCAGCUCUCCGGGCGAUGCCAGAAUAGAUGCCGGGGCAAUGUCCCGCCGCAAACAGGGCAACCCGCAGCACUUGUCCCAGAGGGAGCUCAUCACCCCAGAGCCUGAGCAUGUGGAGACCACCAUCCUCGAGGAAGAUGAGGGUCUGGAGAUAGAGGAGCCCAGCAGCCUGGGGCUGAUGGUGGGUGGCCCCGACCCUGACCUGCUCACCUGUGGACAGUGUCAGAUGAACUUCCCCCUGGGGGACAUCCUGGUUUUUAUAGAGCACAAGAAGAAGCAGUGUGGCGGCAGCCUGGGUGGCUGCUAUGACAAAGGCCUGGACAAGGGCAGCCCGCCACCCUCCUCACGCUCUGAGCUCAGGAAAGUGUCCGAGCCGGUGGAGAUCGGGAUCCAGGUCACCCCCGACGAAGAUGACCACCUGCUCUCACCCACGAAAGGCAUCUGCCCCAAGCAGGAGAACAUUGCAGGGCCGUGCAGGCCUGCCCAGCUGCCAGCGAUGGCCCCCAUAGCUGCUUCCUCCUCCCACCCUCACACAUCUGUGAUUACUUCACCUCUGCGUGCCCUGGGCGCUCUACCGCCCUGCUUCCCCCUGCCGUGCUGCAGCGCGCGCCCUGUCUCGGGUGACGGGACUCAGGGUGAGGGUCAGACGGAGGCUCCCUUUGGAUGCCAGUGUCAGUUGUCAGGUAAAGAUGAGCCUUCCAGCUACAUUUGCACAACAUGCAAGCAGCCCUUCAACAGCGCGUGGUUCCUGCUGCAGCACGCGCAGAACACGCACGGCUUCCGCAUCUACCUGGAGCCCGGGCCGGCCAGCAGCUCGCUCACGCCGCGGCUCACCAUCCCGCCGCCGCUCGGGCCCGAGGCCGUGGCCCAGUCCCCGCUCAUGAAUUUCCUGGGCGACAGCAACCCCUUCAACCUGCUGCGCAUGACGGGCCCCAUCCUGCGGGACCACCCGGGCUUCGGCGAGGGCCGCCUGCCCGGCACGCCGCCGCUCUUCAGCCCGCCGCCGCGCCACCACCUGGACCCGCACCGCCUCAGCGCCGAGGAGAUGGGGCUCGUCGCCCAGCACCCCAGUGCCUUCGACCGAGUCAUGCGCCUGAACCCCAUGGCCAUCGACUCGCCCGCCAUGGACUUCUCGCGGCGGCUCCGCGAGCUGGCGGGCAACAGCUCCACGCCGCCGCCCGUGUCCCCGGGCCGCGGCAACCCUAUGCACCGGCUCCUGAACCCCUUCCAGCCCAGCCCCAAGUCCCCGUUCCUGAGCACCCCGCCGCUGCCGCCCAUGCCCCCCGGCGGCACGCCGCCGCCCCAGCCGCCGGCCAAGAGCAAGUCGUGCGAGUUCUGCGGCAAGACCUUCAAGUUCCAGAGCAAUCUCAUCGUGCACCGGCGCAGCCACACGGGCGAGAAGCCCUACAAGUGCCAGCUGUGCGACCACGCGUGCUCGCAGGCGAGCAAGCUCAAGCGCCACAUGAAGACGCACAUGCACAAGGCCGGCUCGCUGGCCGGCCGCUCCGACGACGGGCUCUCGGCCGCCAGCUCCCCGGAGCCCGGCACCAGCGAGCUGGCCGGCGAGGGCCUCAAGGCGGCCGACGGCGACUUCCGCCACCACGAGAGCGACCCGUCGCUGGGCCACGAGCCUGAGGAGGAGGACGAGGAGGAGGAGGAGGAGGAGGAGGAGCUGCUGCUGGAGAACGAGAGCCGGCCCGAGUCGAGCUUCAGCAUGGACUCGGAGCUGAGCCGCAACCGGGAGAACGGCGGCGGCGGCGGUGGCGGCGGGGUGGCCGGGGUGCCGGGCGCGGGCGGCGGCGUGGGCGGCGCGGCCAAGGCGCUGGCCGACGAGAAGGCGCUGGUGCUGGGCAAGGUCAUGGAGAACGUGGGCCUGGGCGCGCUGCCGCCCUACGGCGAGCUGCUGGCUGACAAGCAGAAGCGCGGCGCCUUCCUGAAGCGCUCGGCGGGCGGCGGGGACCCGGGCGACGACGACGACGCGGGCGGCUGCGGCGACGCGGGCCCGGGCGGCGCGGUCAACGGGCGCGGCGGCGGCUUCGCGCCGGGCGCCGAGCCCUUCCCGGGCCUCUUCCCGCGCAAGCCGGCGCCGCUGCCCAGCCCCGGGCUCAACAGCGCGGCCAAGCGCAUCAAGGUGGAGAAGGACCUGGAGCUGCCGCCCGCCGCGCUCAUCCCGUCCGAGAACGUGUACUCGCAGUGGCUCGUGGGCUACGCGGCGUCGCGGCACUUCAUGAAGGACCCCUUCCUGGGCUUCACGGACGCGCGCCAGUCGCCCUUCGCCACGUCGUCCGAGCACUCGUCCGAGAACGGCAGCCUGCGCUUCUCCACGCCGCCCGGGGACCUGCUGGACGGCGGGCUGUCGGGCCGCAGCGGCACGGCCAGCGGGGGCAGCACGCCGCACCUGGGCGGCCCGGGCCCCGGGAGGCCGAGCUCCAAGGAGGGCCGGCGCAGCGACACGUGCGAGUACUGCGGCAAGGUGUUCAAGAACUGCAGCAACCUGACGGUGCACCGGCGGAGCCACACCGGCGAGCGGCCUUACAAGUGCGAGCUGUGCAACUACGCGUGCGCGCAGAGCAGCAAGCUCACGCGCCACAUGAAGACGCACGGGCAGAUCGGCAAGGAGGUGUACCGCUGCGACAUCUGCCAGAUGCCCUUCAGCGUCUACAGCACCCUGGAGAAACACAUGAAAAAGUGGCACGGCGAGCACUUGCUGACUAACGACGUCAAAAUCGAGCAGGCCGAGAGGAGCUAAGCGCGUGCGGGCCACCCCCCCACCCCCACCCCACGCACCUGUACAGUAGCCCCGUCGCCAAGCGAGAGAAUGCUGACCUGACACUUGCCUCCGUGUCGCCGCCGCAGCUCGGCACCCCC